AUCUCGCGACUUUUGCGAAUCUUGGGGUACCAUUUGAGCCAACAGGGCGCGGAGAAGAGUUUGUCAGCGAUAUUGCCAUGUUGAGAAAAAGGCGCUGUUUUUUUGAUUGCGAAAGUAAAUACCAUUUGUAUGGCUUACCGAAGGAAGACUCAGUGAAGAAUCAGUGGUUCAAAUUCAUGUUUACCACGGUUCAGCAGACGUACAAAGGCCCCUACCUUUAUUUGUGUUACCUUCAUUUUGAAGCGCAUUGCUUCCUAAACUGGGCACAGGUCAAGGCUGGAUUUUCGCAAAAGUUAAUGCUGAUAGAAGGGUCAGUUCCCACUUUGCUGGGCCAUUCUGGAGAUUCAGGAUCACAACCUGCGGGUCAAUUCAAAGCGGGAAGUACGUCAGAAUUAAGGCUCGAGGAGGAGCAGGACGGAUCGAUCCCGACUGUGCGAGACCGUUCUGUUAAUACAUCCAUCAUGGACCCAAAUGUGAAAUCAGAACCUGAUGAUAUUGUGGUACCCGACACAGCAUUGACUCCAGCAGCGACUACGGAAAAAGUCAAUUGUGCUUCAGAAUUAGGGCUCAACAAGGGAGGAUCAAUCCAGACUGUGCAAGACCCAAGUGUGAAACCCAAACCUGGCACCGCUGACAGUUCCUGUCGAAUUUUGCCUCCUGUAAGACACGUAGCCUCCCAGACUGACCCCCCGAAGAUAAAAUCGGUCGGCACACAGCUAUCCAUGCAAACUCUGCAGAAUCCCUUUCGAAGUAAAGCUACCCAGGUGAAGAUGCCCAGCAGAGAUUGCGGUGUGUGGACCGACACCUUCCCCUUGGACAGUCCACUACUGCUCCUACAACCAACAUUAGUAAAGAGACCAUCCAAGAGACCUCGACUCAGCCUUACAGACGAGGAGGAAGGCCCUUCAGAACCCAGCUCGUCUGUGGCCGUUCAUGAACCAGAGGACUCAACAUGAGUCUGUGGACUCAGUCACUGUCGUGGGCUAGCGGUCUCUUUUCACCUUCUCAUGGAGAGGAGUUGGUGGAUGACAGAUUAGUGAAUGGGACAAUAAAGACUGCUGAGAACUUGCGCAAGGCACCAAGCCCUCAGCUGCUCCUAACUUGAGGCAACUGAUUCUCCUGUUCGGUCACUGCUUUAAAAAGGGAGAUGUGUUUGUGGUCUGUCUGGCUGAAGGUUCACAUAUUGUUGUGUUCUAUUUCUUUUCAGUUCCUCUUUUACAUGUUAUACCAUGAUGUCUUUCAGAAUAGAAUGUGAUUUCACUUCUACUAUUUUCACAGUUUUAAUUCAGAUUUAUUUAACUUCCACUAAGUAAAGUUGAGUUUAAUACUCAAAAGGUCCUAAUGCAAAAAAGUGUAGUUGGCAACAAUAUCAGGAUGAUAAUGAAACAGGAAGGCAUCUGUAAUAAAUAUAAAAGCAGGCUACUGGAAAAAUUUGGGUCAGGAACUGGGAAGAGGCCCCUUCAUUACCUAUUUAAAUCAAGGACACAAGGCUCAAAUAAAUCACUUUAUAAAGCAGGUUAACACCCAACUGGAGUAUGUACUCUAAAAUCAGCCAAAAGCCACUUAGCAUGCGCUACUAAAGCAUCACUGAAGAAACUUAAAACAUAAUACAUUUGAAAAUAUUGAUGUGGCAUAAUGGAAAAUAGGUUUAAACAGAUUUAGCUCACAUGUUUAAAAAAAGUUACCUAACAAGCUCCCAUUUAAUCAGCAAUCCCUCCUGCCUAGAAGUUAAACUGAGUUUUUUUUUAAACUAGACACCUUCCCCAUUCCCUUUAAAUAAUACAGUUUUUUCUAUCAAAUCUGUACUAAUCAAAUUUAUCACUUUAUUAAUGUUUUGGAAGAGGUGGCAUCCUCAAUGAUUUGGCAUAAAUGGUAUAAUAAGACAUCUAGUAAUGAACAUAUUGGUUAAUCUUCUCUUAAGUAAAAAGAAAAUGGCUUGGAAAAAAUUCUGGCUUUUAUAUACAGUAUUCAAUACUUUACAUACAAUCUAGAUACCGCUAACUCCUUCUUAGUUGAUAAAACAUUACUGCAAUUAUUUUGUCAGUGUCAAAUAACGAUGGAAUGUUGGCCAAAUCUACAACUCUUACCACUUAAUCCUUCAAGAUAUCUUUUACUAUGACAGUGUGACAAUUGUGGUCAAGAAUACCUCAUUGUUAAUCGUCUUGGUUUAUAGGGGACAUUAUAUUGACAAACAGAAUUAUUUUGGUUCUGUUUGAGGGAAAAGCACUAAUCAUUUAAAUUUAUUUAUUACAGAUGUCUGUAGGUAAAUAAACAAUAAAAAAAAAAGUUCCAGGAAUGUGAAAACAUCACUAAAUUGAAGAACAAAUAAAGUCCUGCAGAAGUCGUUCUACCUUACAAGUGCCUUUGCGCAAGGCACCACACCCUCAGCUUGGAAAUGUUACAUGUUUGAUAAUGGAAGACUGUCACUGUAUCCACAUACUGUAGCAAUCUAUCCUCCUUCCAAUAAUUCACCUUGCUGUUGCUUUAAAGCAGGAACAUUUGUGGCACCUUGUUAUGCACUGAAAUGUUUAAAGUUUUUUUCAGUCCCUCGUCUAAAAGGUUUACCACAGUCUUUCUGUGUAUAUUGCAAUUUCACUUCUACAAAAACCAGACAGAGAGGAUGUUUGGACCACUACAGCUUUAGCAAAGCCACAAAGAAAGAAACAUACUCAGAUAUUAAGCACAGCAUUGGUGAAGGUUCCAUCUGUUGCAAAAAAGUUAGCUAUAUUGUUAUUGCUUUUUCCAGUCUCUCACUUAUACUGCUAAACUAGAAGAAAGUCAGUUUCAAUUCAGUUUUCAAAGAAAUUCCAUUUAAAGCUAAUAUCUGCCCCCACUUCCCUAUUCUAUUCUGUUUUAUGUUCAUAGUUCAGCCACAAGGAUGUGAUUCAGUGUAAACAGCACUUUCAAAGAUGUUAUUAAAACCAAAACCACAGAAAUAA
Molecule: messenger RNA, 2939 nt
Organism: Perca fluviatilis (European perch)
Lineage: Eukaryota; Metazoa; Chordata; Actinopteri; Perciformes; Percidae
Exons: 4
Coding region: 78-956 (292 amino acids)
Source: RefSeq, a predicted model, not a curated record